AGUGCCUGUCGGCAGUGUGAGAAGCCCAGGCGUGUUGGGCAAUCGUGGUUUCCUCCCUCCUGGCCUGCAGGAUUCAGCCGAGCCAGCCAGGCCCUGGGCAUCUUGGGGCCUUGUCCACUCAGGCAUGGAAGAGACAGUCGUGAAGCCCUCGGUGUUCGUGGUGGAUGGACAGACAGACAUCCCGUUCAGGAGGCUGGGGUGCAGCCGCAAGAGACAGCCCUGCAGUGCUACCCAGCUGGGACUGGGCCUCAUGCUGCUGUUGGUGGUGGCUGGACUGGCUGUCCAGGGCUGGUUCCUGCUGCAGCUGCACUGGCGCCUAGAGGCGGUUGGCAACCCCCUGCAGGACAAAGGUGCAGAAGCCUGGGAGCAGAUGCUGCAAGAGCAGAAGCCCCAGCAACACAACCCAGCAGCACACCUCACAGGGGCCAACUUCAGCCUGACUGGCAGCAGUGACCCGCUGCUGUGGGAGACGAAACUGGGCCCGACCUUCUUGAGGGGCCUCUGCUACCGGGAUGGGGCCCUGGUGGUUACCCAGGCCGGCUACUACUACAUCUACUCCAAGGUGCAGCUGGGUGGUAAGGGCUGCUCCCAGGAAUCGUCCGGCUGCCUGCCCAUCACCCAUGGGCUCUACAUGCGCACCGCCAGCUACCCCAAGGAGCUGGAGCUGCUGGUCAGCCGGCAGUCACCGUGGGGGCAAGCAGGCGGCUCCCAGGUGUGGUGGGACAGCAGCUUCCUGGGCGGAGUGGUCCACCUGGAUGUGGGGGAAGAGGUGGUGGUACGCAUACCGGGUGAGCACGUGGUCCAGCUCCUCGACGGCACACGCUCCUACUUCGGGGCCUUCAUGGUGUGAAGGACAUGGUCGGGGCUAAUCUAAGGUGUGUCUGCGAUAAGUGAGAGACCUCAGAGGAUGCCUCAGGACACAGAAAAACACGAGCGGAGGUUUUUAGAGUGGGCCUGGGGGACACCCAAACGUGACAGGUGGAGAGCUCAGUGGGGACCAAUGAGGCCGAGAACCCAGCUGCCCCAAGAACCAGGAGGCACCUCCGAAGGACCAAAGGAGACUGCAGGCCCUGCCGUGGACAACCCCGAGGACAUCGACCCGGAGACCGGGGGUCUGUUAGUCCCCAGGCGGGGGGUAAAGCCGAUCUUGAUAUUCAGGAAGAGGUGAGGGGUGGCUAUUUAUACUUCUGAUUCAGAUCAAAGGGACAUGGUGAUGGCGGUGGUGGUUGGCUAAGACAGGAAAUUGUAUUUAUACUUUUGAUUCAGAUUAAAGUGGGACAUGGGGGUCCAGGGAGUUGACUGAGAACAGAAAAUUUCUUAACACCCUCUACCCUCUCACAAGUGUGGGCGAGUCUGGGGGGAGGUGCGAGGAUUUAUCAUCAAGACUCACCCACCCUGGAGAGCCCAGCCCAGCCCAGCCCUACCCAUGGUCACAGUCAUGACCCAAGUUCCACCCACCGGGCUUGCGGCCACACCACAGCCUGGUCACAAAGCUACACUCAGAGAAACAGGUGUAGGGACGUGCUGGGAGGUGUUCAACAACCAGCUGUCCCAGGAGGGGAUGCCCACUUCCGUGAUGUAAAUACUCCCUCUGCGGUUGGUUUCUGGCUCCCAGUGAAUAUCAUCCACAGGCCAGCUGACACCCAGCACUGCUGUUUUAGCACCCAAGCCAGAGCCUGGAGCACAGGCACUUAGAAAAUGUUUCUAGAGAGAAAAAGAGAGAGUGAGAGAAGGAAGGGAGAGAAGGGAGGAAAAAUGAAAGAAAGAUGGAAAGAAAGAAAAGGUGAAAGAAGAGAAAGAUGGAUAGAUAAAGACAGAAAAGAAAUAAAGGUGGAAAGAAAGGAAGGAAGGGUGAAAGAAAAGAAAGAUGGAUUGAUAGAGAAAGAAAGAAAAGGUGGAAAUAAAGAAAGGAAGAGUGAAAGGAAAGACAAAGAAAGAAAAGGUAGAAAAAGUGAAAGAAAUAAACUGUCAUCACAGCUACAGCAUCCCAGAGAAUCACAAGCUCAGCCACUCCUUGACAACCACAGACACAUACACACCAAACAUCAGAUUCUCACACAACCUGGAAGUCCUAGACAGCAGAGCAAACCCUCAGUCACAGACACUGCAUUACAACCACAUACAACACAGUCACACACAAGUCAUCAUCACAGCCCCAGUCACUCACACUGGGCCGUACAGUCACACCACGUAUGACACACGGGAUUCGAUGCUUCUCAUGUCAGACUUUCGCAUGCUGCAUCACGGUCACACCCAUCACAUACACUCACAGCCUCACAAUCACAAACACACAAACACACAUAGCCAGUUCUUCCCAGCCACCUCACAUCCUGGGGUGAGGACCAGACUUAGUCUGUAGCCCUUGGACCACUGGCCUUGGAAAUAAAUACUGAACACUGCAGCUGGUCUGUCUAGUUCUUAGCGGGCAGGUAGCUCAUGGAGGCCCAGGGACAGAUGGAAUGACCCACAGAGGUCACUUUUACAGCUGAGAACUCUGAACUCAGCUGACCCAACUCCAUGCAGGAAGUUUAUCAGAGAAGCCAGAGAGCUGGGGCCCAGGUGUGCCUUAGCCUCAGAUCCACAGUUCCUGAGAAAGCAGAGGCUACACACUUCAGUACCCUUCUUGCCGACAUUCAGCACAGCCAGCUGGGAGCUUGGGGUAUCAGGGCAUCCAAGAGUGUGGGGAGGGACAGGUAAUGAUACGCUUACAGACCUGAUGCUUUAUGCAAAUGAGCAUGGACCCAGGAAGCAAGGUUUCCCUGGACCCUAGUAUCACAGCUCAGACCCCAGAGAAGAAUGAAUCACUUGUCAUUGACACAGUUGCCUGGUAAAGGGGUGAAGGGAACCGGCUUUGCCAUCUGAUGGUCUUGGGCUCCAAGUCUACUCUGUCACUUCCUGGCCAUGUGACCCAGGAGCAAAUCCUGUCACCUCUCCAUGCCGUUUCCUCAUCUGAAAUACUAGGUAACAAGGAUUCUCACCUCCCAGGUUUACUGUAAAGAUGAAAUCAGAUGAAGAGGGACUUCCCUGGUGGUCCAGUGGCUAAGACUCCACAACUCCCUGCUCAGGGAACUAGAUCCCACAUACCGCAACUGAGAGUUUGAAUGCUGAAACUAAAGAUCCCUCGUGCCACAACUAAGACCAGUGCAGCCAAAUAAAUAAAUAUUAAAAAAAAAAAAAAAAGAAACGCAAUGAAUUUUAAAAUCAGAUGAGGAAAAAAGCCACUUGGUAUGGUGCCUGGUAUGCAGGAAGGUACAUAAGUACAUGAGUGUCAUUUAGAGAUAUUAAGGAAAGCAUCUGUCAGGCAUGUGCCCUGCAUAUUGUGCAAGUCACAUCUUUUUAUUUUUUAAAUGAAGGAUAAUUGCUUUACAGAAUUUUGUUUUCUGUCAAACAUCAACAUGAAUCAGCCAUAGGUGGCGAGUCACAUCUUUAUCUGCACCUCUCGGGAGGAGUUGUUGUUGCCCCCGCUUUCCAGAUGCAGCGACCAAGGCUCAGGUGCCUCCCCCACCCCACUCUGCCCACACCAAGGGCACCCAACUUCAUGCCUCCCUGGCUGGGCUGGUGGGAGGUGAAACAGCCCCAAGGGCCCAGCCUCCACCCAUGCUGGAGUUUCCUUUACUCUCUUCGUGGUCUUUCUGUUUCCGUGGCUUUGAUGAGAAGACCGGGGUGUGUUUGUGUGUGUCUGGGGGGAACUCAUCAAAGUCACCAGCAGCCACCAACAUCUGCCUGGGGAUAGAACCUCUACGGAGUUGAGCCUCCUAAGAUCACCUUUGGGAGGGGCUUUGAUUUCAGAUAAAGUGCAGGAGCAGGAAGCCCCCAGUCCAGGCCAGUGACCUAUUUACAACUUCUUAGAAGUCUAUCUACUUGAUUUCCGCUAACACCACCGGUAUCUUUUCAGAUUUCACUUCUCCCCGCCCCAUCAUCUAUUUCGCAAUACCCAAAGCCUCCUGUCUUCACUUGAUACCACCCCCCCACCCCCAGCCCUGAAACAGAAAACUCUUCUCCUUCUCCCAAUCUCUUGCCAGGAUCCAGAGGUAAUAGAAGGAAAAACCAUAGCGAUUAAAUUGUUUCCUACUUUCCUGUGAUGACACUAUGCCCCUCCCUACUGCGUUAUUAUGGCAUACAAACACUGAGAUGCAUCGUCUCCAAGAAACGGGAAGAACCUGCAUGAUUGGGGAAGAACCUGCAUGCCAUGUGGCCCAAAACAAACAAACAAAAAUAAAGUAUCAAAACUUAAAACAAA
Molecule: messenger RNA, 4240 nt
Organism: Dama dama (fallow deer)
Lineage: Eukaryota; Metazoa; Chordata; Mammalia; Artiodactyla; Cervidae
Gene: TNFSF14
Product: TNF superfamily member 14
Exons: 4
Coding region: 125-850 (241 amino acids)
Biological process (GO): immune response
Cellular component (GO): membrane
Molecular function (GO): tumor necrosis factor receptor binding
Source: RefSeq, a predicted model, not a curated record